AUGACGUCUUCAAUUCGCACAGCGCCCUGGCGCACAUGCCAGUCCUUAACCCGCCAAACUCUCCGCGCUCCAUCCAAUACCCGCCACAUCUCCACGACGAACUGCCUCCGAUCAAUCAAAAAUGGUGCCACCAACCCUCUCCGUUCCCGCGCCGCCGAAAGCCCCAAGGUUGAAGAUGCCAAGUACCGAAGGUCUGUUGUCUGGUCUGCAGCUGGAAUUGUGGCCAGCGCAGCGGCUAUGUAUGGAGUGGUCAAGCUGGAUCUGUUUGGCCUGGAACAACUCGAGGCCGGAAAGAACGACACCGCGUCGAAGCCUCACGAAGCUACAGUCGCAACAUCAGAAAGCCGCGCUAUGAAGAUGGACGGACCUCCUGGAUUCCCGGCUGACGGUGGCCCUUCUGUGAUUCCUCUUCACGGCCAGGAUAAUGUCGACCAAAUCGAGACCGGCACCAGCUCUGUUCCUCAUUUCCCUACCACCAUUCGCUUACCGUCGAUUACUGGAACGGAGAACAAGAAACCUGGAGAUGAGCUGUCAACGUCUGAUGGAGACGAAUACCAGCUAUUGGGAUUAGGCAUUCGCACUGUAUCAUUCUUGUCGAUUCAGGUGUAUGUUGUUGGACUAUAUGUUGCCAAGUCGGAUAUCACAGAGCUGCAGCAACGUCUCGUGCACACAGCAGUUCAUCCACCUGUCUCAGACGAUGUCGCGGCUGUCUCCGGGGUUGGUGCUGAAGCCGCUACGUCACUGGUAUCCCCGGAGCGCCAGCAGCUUAGAGAGCUGCUUAUGGAUCCCGAGCACGGUGAUGCGGCCUGGACAGCUCUGAUCAAGGAGAAUGGCAUCCGAACUGCCUUCCGAAUUGUGCCUACGCGCAACACUGACUUUUUGCACCUUCGUGAUGCCUGGGUCCGUGGUAUCACCGCCCGCGCGCAGAUGAACAAGUCUGCUUCCGGAUCGGAAUCACAGGAUAUGGCCUUUGGGUCCGCGAUCAAUGAAUUCAAAGCCAUCGUUGGUGGUGGCCAAGCUAAGAAUGUCAACAAGGGCCAGGCUGUGGUUCUUCUGCGCAAUGCCCAUGGUGCCCUUGAUGCGCUCUUCCAGCCUGAUCCUAAGGCGACCCACUGGAUGGGUCGUGUCAACGAUGAGCGGAUUAGCCGAUUCGUGUGGCUCAACUACCUGGCUGGAAAGAAGGUUUCCAGUGAGGGUGCACGGAAGAGCAUCGUCGAUGGGCUCAUGACUGUUGUUGAGCGGCCUGUCGGAACCGUCACGCAGAGAGUCGUUUAA
Penicillium pulvis is the source of this 1275-nucleotide messenger RNA. RefSeq names its product chalcone isomerase domain-containing protein. Gene Ontology annotation, molecular function: intramolecular lyase activity. NCBI's taxonomy places the organism in Eukaryota, Fungi, Ascomycota, Eurotiomycetes, Eurotiales, Aspergillaceae. The transcript has a single exon. Bases 1 to 1275 code for a protein of 424 amino acids. The record is from RefSeq and is a predicted model, not a curated record.